This is a messenger RNA of Eucalyptus grandis, 3012 nucleotides long. Its product is annotated as probable methyltransferase PMT28. The record is from RefSeq and is a predicted model, not a curated record. Lineage: Eukaryota; Viridiplantae; Streptophyta; Magnoliopsida; Myrtales; Myrtaceae. Gene Ontology annotation, cellular component: cytoplasm; trans-Golgi network; endosome. Gene Ontology annotation, molecular function: methyltransferase activity.
UUUCAACUUCCUCCCUCAGUCCCUCUCUCUCUCUCUCUCUCUCUCUCUCUAGGCGGGACGCCAUUGUUCCGGUUCGACGAGCUCGUCCUCCAUUCUUUCCGCACCAGAUCGAUGAUGGCGCAUCGCUAGAGCUCCGCCGCCGGGCUCGAUCUCAGCUCGCCUCCUCACGAUCCACUCAUCUCCGCCGCUCGUUGCCGUCCGACGUUUCGACGCCCGUCUCGCUCGCGCCGUUCGAUUUUCCUCCUCCUCUCCGCUUCGUGAUCUCGCCCCCUUCACUUCCGCUUUUACUUCAGUAGACCGUACGUAUGGAUCUCGCUUCGCUUUGCCGCGCGGUUGUCUUUUAGCAAACUUCCGUUCCUUUCUGUACAAUGCGGUCUCCGUAGUGGUCGUGUUCUUUGUUCUCUCGGAGAAGGCUGAUUUGGGGACUUGAGUUGAGAUGGCUUUGGCUCGGUUCGUUCGCCAGGCGAAGAAGCCGCGGGGGCUAUGCGUGAAGAUGACGGCGGUGACCGUUCUAGGGCUGUGUUUCGUGUUCAUAUGGUCCAUGUUCUCGUCGUCUUCGUCUUCCCUGAAUUCGGAGGAGAGCUUCGACGACAUAAGCGGGCCGAUAUCGGCCGGUGCGGGGGCCGUUGGUAAGUCCCGGAAUCAGUCGCAGAAGGUGGAGUCGGCGAAAAGGGAGGGAAGUAAAGAGGAUGGUGAGGCGAAAUCUGAGUCGAAUUUGGAAAGUAAGGGCCAGGAGGUGGUGGACCGCGGAAAUUCUUUGUCUAAUGAUGUUCGUGGAUCGCGAGAGAGAAAUGAGAAGCAAGCGGUUGACAAGAGGAAGGAGAAGGCCGAUUCGAAGCCGCCCAAGGGAAAGAGGAAAGAGGAAAAGGCGGUUGAUGUAUCUGAGGGUGGAGAGGUACAGAAUGAGAAGGAUGAUGAGGAUGGAGAAGAAGAAGAAGGAGAAGAACUGGUGAUGGAUGGCAAGGAAGAUCAAGAAGGUGUGAAUCGAGAAGUUGAGUCCAAUGAAGAGACAGAAGCAGGUGCAGAUGUCGUUGAAUUAACGGAUGAAGAAGCUACAGAGAAAGAGGAAGAAGAUAAUGGUGGGUCAAACAGUAUGGGGCAGAAGAGGAAGAUUAAGGGUCCAGUAUUUGAUCCAAAAGCACGCUAUAGUUGGAAAUUAUGCAGCACGAGAAGCAAGCAUAAUUACCUUCCUUGUAUUGAUAAUGAGGGUGGUUUGGGAAGGCUCCGGAGUUAUCGGCAUACGGAGAGAAGUUGCCCAAGAGUGCCUCCAGUGUGUUUAGUUCCUCUUCCUCAUGGGGGUUAUGAGACUCCGGUCAGGUGGCCUGAGAGCAAAUUGAAGAUAUUCCACAAGAAUGUGGCACAUCCAAAACUUGCUGAAUUCAUAAAGAAACACAAUUGGGUGAAAGAAUCAGGAGAAUAUCUUAUCUUUCCUUCAAACCAGUCUGAAUAUAGAGCGGGCGUUCUUCACUACCUUGAAUUUAUUGAAGAGAUGGUACCGGAUAUUGAAUGGGGAAAGAACAUACGUGUUGUAUUGGACAUCGGGUGCGCCGAUUCAAGCUUUGUUGCUUCUCUACUUGACAAGGACGUGAUGGUUUUAUCCCUAGGCUUGAAAGAUGACCUUGUGGAUUUAGCUCAAGUUGCUCUGGAACGUGGUUUUCCUGCAGUAGUUAGCCCUUUUGGAACUAGAAGGCUUCCUUUUCCUAGUAUGAUUUUUGAUGCUAUACACUGUGGAAGCUGCAGUGUACCAUGGCAUCAUAAUGGGGGCAAGCUUCUACUGGAGAUGAAUAGGAUUUUGAGGCCCAGUGGGUACUUUAUUUUGUCGAGUCAGCAUGAGAGUGUUGAAGAAGCAGAAGCCAUGUCCACAUUAACUGCAUCUAUCUGUUGGAAUAUACUGGCCCAUAAAACUGAUGAAGACAGUGAAGUGGGUGUCAAGAUAUAUCAGAAGCCAGAGUCAAAUGAUAUAUAUGAUUUGAGAAGGAAGAAAAAUCCACCUCUGUGCAAAGAAAAUGAAAAUCCAGAUGCUGCCUGGUAUGUUCCUAUUAAAACUUGCUUGCACACCAUUCCAGCUUCAAUUGAACAGCACGGAACAGAAUGGCCUGAAGAGUGGCCCAAGAGGCUUGAAACUUUUCCUGACUGGAUGAAUAAUAAGGAUAAACUGGUUGCUGACACUAACCACUGGAAAGCUAUUAUUGAGAAGUCUUAUCUCACAGGGAUGGGUAUAGAAUGGUCCAAUGUCCGGAAUGUAAUGGACAUGAAAGCAAUUUAUGGAGGAUUUGCAGCAGCUCUCUCCCAGCAAAAGGUGUGGGUGAUGAAUGUGGUCCCCGUGCACGCUCCAAAUACACUGCCUUUCAUAUAUGAACGUGGUCUCAUUGGUGUUUAUCAUGAUUGGUGUGAGUCAUUCGGUACUUAUCCAAGAUCAUAUGAUCUUUUGCAUGCUGAUCAUCUCUUCUCAAGGCUCAAAAACAGGUGUAGGCAGCCGGUGGCUAUUGUUGUUGAGAUGGAUCGAGUCUUGAGGCCUGGAGGUUGGGCGAUUAUACGUGACAAGGUCGAGAUACUCGAUCCGCUGGAAGGUAUAUUGAAAAGCCUGCACUGGGAGAUUCGGAUGACUUUCGCUCAGGAUAAGGAGGGCAUCAUCUGCGCGCAAAAAACCACAUGGCGACCAUGAGGGCAACGAUCGAAUAAUCAACAUUCACUUUAGGACGGUAGAAACACAGAUUGCACCAUACCGUAAAUCCCUGACCAUACUUUUUCAUCAUAGAAAUCACCAUCGAAGGUGAAUUUUGCUCCCAUUGUAUAGAAAAGAGAGCGACGACGUUCCAGUGAUUUUUUUUUGCUUUGUUCUCAUUAACACGAGCUCAUGCAUAUGUUUCCAAUUUUGUUUUUGUUUUCCCUUCCGGAUCUCACAUCUUCUUCUGGGUUUUCAUGGCAGUGGCAAUUGACUUCACUGCCACUUAAUGUACAUUAGAAAGAACUUCAUGAGAUGAUCUUAUGUGGACACAUUUUGCUUCUCAA